AUGAACAGGGGCGCUCCUCCCGCCCGCACCACGGAAGAGAACGAGCCCCUGAUUGAGACGGAGGAAAACCUUGCGUACAUUCAGGAUGGGGUGGCGAAGCUCGGCGACGCACGCGACAUGCUCAAAGCACACGCGAUCAAAACCGGCCCCUUCCGUGUGGCGAGCGACCUGUGCAAAUUCACCUUCGAUGAGCUCGCCGCGGCCGCCGCCACCCUCCGCGAUUGCCACGCGCGCACCCCACUGAGCGUCGCGACGGGCGCGGCGAGGAAAGCGCUGGGCUCGCUCGCGAAGUGGACCGACCAUCCCGGGUUCGGCGCGUCGCUGGCGAAGCUGGGCCAUCCCGACCUGCCGGACUCGGAGUAUCGGGAGCUCGCCAAGGAGGUCGGUGGCUUGUUGGACCCGGCUGGCGUCGCGAACGACGCGAGGAACGCGGCGAUCGAGGAGGGUCGGGCGCUGGCGACGGCGGCGGCGGAGCAGGUCAGGGAAGCGCUGUCCCACGCGGCGCUGGCGUGCAGCUCGAGGGGCACGGGGGGCGUGCACGCGCUGGAGGAGGGGAGCCUGGAGAUGGUUGAGGUGGCAGACGCGCUCGAGGUGCUGACGAAGACCUCGAACUGGCGGCUGGCCGCGGAUGAUAGAUGGACGCUGGCCGAGAAUAAGGAAGUGUGCGACGCCGCCGCCGAGUCGCUCGCGAGGGCGGUGGUACCCACCCUAUUCGUGCCGCUCCUCGGGGCGAGGGACAUCAGGACGACACGGGAGGUUAACGAUGCCGCUGAGAGGGUGUCACGCGUGUGGAGCGGCGGGGAGGCCGUGUGGCGCGCGGUCGGUGACGCGGUGGACAAGUUUGGCGUCGCUCCCGACGACGCGACGGUGGUUGCCGCCGCCGUCAUCGCUCACCUUCCGUUCACGUCGGAGCGACCAAUGAGGGAUCGUGUGGAGGAUGAGGUGUCGGGGCACCUCGAAGGCGAGAUCGAGAGGGGUACCGCGUCAGCCCCGAACGCACGGUCGCUCGUUGAAAGCCUGACGCAUGCGUUGGUGAAGCGCGUAUCCAACCACGUCAAGGCGGCGGCUGCGGCGCUGCGUGUCCGCGCCGACGCCGACGCCGAGUCGGCGUUCUUGUGGAUUCUGGCGUGGCUGGAGAGGGAUACUCCCGGCCUGGCGAUGGAAGCGGUGAAUGAAGUCGCUGACGACAUCCGGCUACGAUUCUCGGAAGCGGCAGAGAAGGCCGGGGACGUGGGGUUCAGGAAGCUCAAGCUGCUCGCGAAUCCCAUCCUCCACUCGCUCGACACCCCGGCAACUUUUCGCCACAGGGCAUUCAAGGGUGCAACCGAUGCGUUGAAAGACCUUACGAUGGAUGUCCACGUCGCGUUGAGCGCGGUGGAUUCACUUGAAUUACUCUUGAGGAUCGGGCGGCCUCCGACGCCGAGCCCUUCACCCACGUCUUCCCUUUCCCUCCCCCCUUCACCGCCCAGGUUGGUUCGUCAACGAAAGGUCAGUAAGGAGAGGGAACAUGUUCCGAAGCCCAUAAAAACUCUGAAUGCCCCAAAGCCCUCGAAAAAGAAGGCCACGACGCACUUAAAGUCACGGGCGAAUAGCGCGAUGAUCGACCGCGGGGGUUUGGCUAUGCUUUCAUCAAUUGCUGCCUCGCAGGAAGACGGCGGGGACGCCAUCAGCCGAGAUUGGUCGUCUUUCUAUGUUGGGGGCGAUGCGGACAGGGCGGCUGAUGACGCUUCCAAACUAAUCUUGUCCGAACAGAGCGAUGAGGCAGAAGUUACCCCGAGAGCUGACAAGAGGAGGAGACCAGCCCAGUCUGACCGUAGCAACACAAAGUCAAAGACAAACGAUGCCACAACCGCUCACAAGUUCGCUGGAGUCCUCCAUAAACGCGCAAAAGUGGCAAAGACUGUGAACUUGAAUGAGCUCGGGACCCGCCUCGCGCCGGCUCCUCCAAUGUUUACCGCAAGACCCAGCGCGGCUGCGGUGGCGGCUGCUGCGCCAAAUCUCCCAACUCCAUCGCUCUCCAUGCCCAUGUGCGCGGCUUUAUGGCUACUUGAAUUGUGUCGAAAGAUGGGCACUGGGCUUCCCGAGGGUGCGGAUCAGCGUUUCCUGCUCGAGUUCUCCUCCUGCCCCGCCUCCGUCCUCGAGGUGCUCGGUCGCAUCAACUGGCCGGGACUGCUGCGAAUGGUGGAUAGCUCGAUGCACGGAAUGCUGUCCGGCGUAAUCAACACGACGCCAAGCGCAGUGAGAGGCGUCAACUUUCCCUGGGUUUCAACUUUCGGUGCCGCCGCUCCUCCCGCGGCCCUGAACCCCGGGGGAAGAGGGGCGGCCGGUGCGAUUGAAGGUGCGACUGGUGCGAGCGAGGGUAGCGGCGGCAGGGGGUUCGGUGGCGUCUCAGGAGCGACGGACGGUCGUGGAGGCAGCAGUGUCUCGGUUCCAGUUGAGCAGGGGGCUGGCGUCGCGGGCGGGUUCAAUCUCCAGUUCUUGUCCGGGGAGAAGAAGAAGUCGGGCAAACGCAACUUGCAGGAGGAUUCGCCGAAGUCCCCCGACCCGUAUGCGUUCGACGAUUCCGCCGAUGCGAAACCAACUGUUAUCCGAUAA
Micromonas commoda is the source of this 2595-nucleotide messenger RNA. RefSeq lists its product with no specific name. Bases 1 to 2595 code for a protein of 864 amino acids. The record is from RefSeq and is a predicted model, not a curated record. The transcript is spliced from 2 exons. Lineage: Eukaryota; Viridiplantae; Chlorophyta; Mamiellophyceae; Mamiellales; Mamiellaceae.